CCUUUCAAAAAUAAAGUAAACUAAUAAUUUCCAAAUUAAAAAAAAUUGUAAUGAAAAAAAAUCGAUGAAAGUGACAACUGCAUACAGAUAUACUACUAAUAUUUUAAAUUUUUGUCAAAGAAGUCAUGUUUCCAAAUUACUGCUUUACCAAAUCAACCAAACAGCAAGGUUUUGACAUUCAGCGGCGACCGUACAUGCCCAGAGACGGCUACCCACGCAGUGGCCGGCCCUCGGAGCGAUCGGCAGCAUUUAGCAGAAGUGGAACACCUCGCCAGGGAAUGCGCUACGCGGACGUCUCUGGGCCGGGACCGGGAUAUCAGGGAAGCGUCAACAGCAAGCGUCCCAAGCGAAAGCUGCCAAUGUCGAGCAGCAUCAAAAAUAUGGCAUAUAAACCUCCAUCAGCCCUCAAGCCGACUUCGUCCAGACGAAACGUGGCCUUUCAAUUGCCCGCAGUGGUGUGCGUCAGCAAAGAGUCCGUGGGGCACACUAAAAAGCAUGCACGCGUACCGGCAGGCGAGGACAUGGUUAGGGACCGACAUUGCAAGCGACAAGCAAAUGUACAAGUCGACGAUCCGAAUCAAGAGCUGCAGGAAUCCUUCGCCGACUUCUUUAGCAUCAUUCACGACAAUGUCCUGGAGACGGUGCAGGGAGCCGUGCAGAGUAUGGUGACCAAGUGCUUUGAGGAGUCCAUAGCAAAGAUGGAGCUACUGUCGUCGGAGAUGCUGCGCCAGGAGAAGAUGCUACACAAAAUGUUUCGCGACAUCAACGCCAAAAUCGACGAUCAGAACGAGACGAACCUGAACCAGUUCAAGUUCGUCACACAAAUGCUAAUCGACAACCAAACGGUGCACUAUCGUGCCCUCAACCAAGCCAAAAUGGACAAACGGCGCCACCAAGCCGAACGAGAUAGUGAGAAGGAGCGGGGACGAGAACGGAAGAAGAAACGGUCCACCUGUGGAAGUGAGGAGAAUGAUCCCAAUAUGAGAGGGCCACAGCAUCAGUUGUGGCAGCAACAAAACCGUCACAUAUACCACACCGAAAUGUGCAAGCCCUACACGCAGGACGAAUGCAAGACAUGUCGACCUGCACCACCGUCUAGGCCACCCUCUAGGCAACAGUCCGUGCCACGCCUGCAAAAUAAAAUGCCCGCCGCCAGCAUGCCUGAUCUGUCGAAGCGAGCCGUAUCCAAUAACGGCAUUAACCGUGCCAUGCAGCCCGAAGUGCAGUCAUUAAAGGCAAGGCCCAACCGGCAGUCCAGCAGGCAACGUGCUCCCUGCCCAGUCCUUGCCUAUCCGCCAACCUUACGCAGCGACUCAACCACACGUCGAUGCGUCAAGAGUGGCUCCAGCGUAGAGCAUUUGGAAUAACAUAAAGUAUUUUGUCCAUAUCUAAGUUCACAGAUCUGCCAUGGCAGCCAGUUGUAUAGCAUGAGAAGGGAUCAGAAAUGGCACCAUAUCCUUCUUUUGCCAUACAACUGUCUGUCAUAGUUUGUAUUCAAAUCAUCGUACAAUUAUAAAGAUAUUUUAAUAAAGAGAAUGGAAAGAUGGAAAAUUUCUCU
Drosophila obscura is the source of this 1558-nucleotide messenger RNA. RefSeq lists its product as uncharacterized. The coding region runs from base 126 to 1367 and encodes 413 amino acids. The transcript is spliced from 2 exons. NCBI's taxonomy places the organism in Eukaryota, Metazoa, Arthropoda, Insecta, Diptera, Drosophilidae. The record is from RefSeq and is a predicted model, not a curated record.